UCUGAGAUCAGACUCCUCCGUUUCUAAUUCCCUCUCUCUUCUCUCUCUCUCUCUCUCUCUCUAUAUAAUUCACCUCCGAAAACCCCGUGCAAUUUCUCUGUUCUCUCUUCUCACGACCUGAUAAAGCAGAGGAGGAGAGAUCUCUGAGGGUUUCGUCAUGGCUUCGAAGCGGAUCUUGAAAGAGCUUAAGGAUCUCCAGAAAGAUCCUCCUACCUCCUGCAGCGCAGGCCCAGUUGCUGAAGAUAUGUUUCAUUGGCAAGCCACAAUUAUGGGUCCUCCUGACAGUCCCUAUGCCGGUGGAGUGUUUCUAGUUACCAUCCAUUUCCCUCCGGAUUAUCCAUUUAAGCCGCCAAAGGUUGCAUUCAAGACGAAGGUGUUUCACCCUAACAUCAACAGCAAUGGAAGCAUUUGUCUUGAUAUUUUAAAGGAACAGUGGAGCCCCGCCCUUACCAUUUCCAAGGUGUUGCUCUCCAUCUGCUCUCUGUUAACUGAUCCGAAUCCCGAUGACCCUUUGGUGCCGGAGAUUGCUCACAUGUACAAGACAGACCGGAGCAAGUACGAGACCACUGCCAGGAGCUGGACCCAGAAGUACGCCAUGGGUUAAAAUGUGCUGCAAGGUCUGAGAAGAGGGCUCCUUUACCUAGUGACUUUGUUCUUUUAUCUAUGAUAUGUGAUUCUAGUGUGAUCCGUCUGUUGUAAGAUGGACAAAAAAGGGUAAAGGCUUAAUGACUGCCCUCUGUGAAAGCACAUUUGGUGUGUUUGAUUUGUUUGUAUCGGAAUCUGCCUUUUAAACUAUAUGAAAUCUGUUUCCAAACGUUCUAACA
This is a messenger RNA of Rhododendron vialii, 824 nucleotides long. Its product is annotated as ubiquitin-conjugating enzyme E2-17 kDa-like. Bases 158 to 604 code for a protein of 148 amino acids. The record is from RefSeq and is a predicted model, not a curated record. Gene Ontology annotation, cellular component: nucleus. Gene Ontology annotation, molecular function: ubiquitin conjugating enzyme activity. Lineage: Eukaryota; Viridiplantae; Streptophyta; Magnoliopsida; Ericales; Ericaceae. Gene Ontology annotation, biological process: protein polyubiquitination. The transcript is spliced from 5 exons.